Molecule: messenger RNA, 2013 nt
Organism: Seminavis robusta
Lineage: Eukaryota; Bacillariophyta; Bacillariophyceae; Naviculales; Naviculaceae
Source: the annotation of a GenBank genome assembly
AUGGAGAUCAAGGUUUAUAGUGACUAUCUGGACGAGCUUAGUCUGACUUCCAGAGCCAGCGUUACAACAGGGGGUGCAGGCACCGGUAUCGCUUGGUCAGGAAAUGCGCAAAAAGCCAUUGAUGGUAACAUUGACCUUUCAAAUUGGGCUGAAGCCCCGGCCACCAAUACAGCUGCGUGUACCACCCCUGAGUUGGCACCUUACAUUCAGGUUGAUUUUGGCAAACUGGCGAAGCUCAAAGCUGUUACUGUGUUCCACUACUAUGAUACAGGCUACAUGUACUGCGGCAACCGCAUUCAGAUAAGCAGCGACGGAUCUGACUGGACAACUGUGUAUGACACAGGAGGUUAUUUUGGUUACGUAGAGACAGCCUUGGGGAAGACGGUAGCUUUUGCAGAGCAAGAAGCUCGUUAUGUGAGGCACUUCCUGAGCAGGAACAAUUAUAACCACGGCAUUCAUUUUAUGGAUAUCCGGUUUUAUGGAAGUUACGGCACCAGUUCCAACUUGGUUGAUCCUCUUCUGGCAACAGUCACCCUCGACAGCAGCGCAGGCACAACAUGGACCCAGAGGCACCCUGAGGGUGUGAUUGAUGGAGCGUUUGCAGAAGCCAGCAGUCCUCGAGCGACUGCGCCCGCCUGCGAUUCAACUACAGCUACACCAUUCAUCGCCAUCGACCUUGGUCGCACUGCAGAGUUGAAGGGAGUAACCUUGUUCCACAAAUUGGGACGGAAAUAUUGUCAGCAGAAAGUGGAAGUCUCGAUGGAUGGUAUCAAUUGGACGACAAAGUAUGACACGAUAGAUUCUUUCGGUCCAAUUGAGACCGCUGAUGGUAACUUGAUCGUCUUUGAAACGUUCACUGGGCGCUUCGUCAAGCACUCUCUUGGAGCCAAUGAUGUUGAUACAAAUGCACAUUUUGUCGAAGUCAUGGUCCACGGACAAUAUGCUGAAACUGAGAACGUCCUGUCCAAGGGCGCCAUUGCUGUGAUGGGGGGCGGCCACGCCUGGACAGGUUCAUCUUCGAAAGCUGUUGAUGGCAGCACUAAGUGGACCAGUGGAUGCCCCUGGAUCGAUACUACUGAAACUACCUGUCGCAGCGAUGAUAGUCCUUACUUCAUUGACAUUGACUUGGGUGAAGAGAAAGUGAUUACAGGAGUUGUCCUGUACCAUUUCAACGAGGACAACAGGAAAUACUGCGGGCAGAAGGUUGAGGUGGGACGUGCAACUCAUCCCAUCUUAUGGCACACUGUGUACGACACUGGAGCUGAUUAUGGACCGCCUGAGUUGCCCUACGGAAAUGCCAUCACCUUUGAGCCAACCCGAGGGAGGUAUAUCCGGCACAGGAUGUGGAGAAGUGACAGAUCCUCCAAAGUCCACUUUGGUGAAAUUGUUGUCCUAGGAAACGAGAUUGAAAACAUGCUCCAAGUCUCUGUGAGUGACAAUGGAGAGCAUGUAUGGGCUAUACAAAACAAGAAGGUUUACUACAUGGACGGAGUCCUUGUUGAUGGGACUUGGGUUCCAGUUCCUGAUGCACCACCUGCUGGGCAUGUGGGGGUCAACAACAACAAUAAUGCAUACAUCUUGAACAUCGAGACACCUCAGCUCAUGUACAGCACAGGCAACCCAACUUCGACAAUCUGGACCACGGUCCCGGGCUCCGUGGUAGGAAGUGGUGGCAAAGACAUCACCGAGUUCUCCAUCAGCGGUAACAACAAGGUCUUUGCUCGAGAUGCCCACGUCACCAUGUCUUAUCCACCAUGGACCACACACAACGACGGCGACUUGAACUAUGGAAUGUCCGUGGCAACGAACAGUGAUGGCAGCGUCAAGGCAACGGUUCAUCCUCGUGGACACAUUCGCCUUUUUGGUGGUAUCAGUGUCGCCAGGAACGUCGACAAGCCAACGUCUGUGAUCCAGGUGAGCAAGCUGGCAACUGGAGCACAGCCCAGUCCAUGCAGAACCCUCUUCCAGAACAGAUCUGCAAUGGGCAACGACUACGAUUCUACGUUGUGCUAG